AUUGUUGCAAACAGAAAUGCAUUACGGAGUCGUAGUUCGCUUUGUUAUUUGGGUCUGUUUGGUCGGCUUUACUACUGCCAAAUGUGUUCCUGAAAAAUGUGGAUCGAUGAAUGUGAGUUACCCUUUCUGGAUUGACAAUCAUGAUUGUGGAUACCGUGGUUUUCAGAUCACAUGCAUGAAGGAAAAUUCUACUGGCAUGCUGUCUCCAUACUUUACUGCCUUUCGUGGUAAUCUUACUGGUUUUGUAACUGCUGAUCCAUAUAAGUUUCUUGACGUAAACUCCUUCAAGAUUAUGGAGAUCGAUUAUAAGGGUCAUCUCAUCUUAAAUUCUUCUUUUAUUAAAUCCUAUUCGUGUGAUCUAGGGACCAGUGGUGCGAGAAACUACUUUGAGCUACCUUCAGAUGGGCCUUUCACUCUUUCCAACUCCAAUAGGUUGGUGGUUAUCGGCAACAAAACAUUCGGUAGUUACAGUUUCGGGGAUUUAGGAGAGUCGAGAUGUGUAUCAAUUAACAUUAAAAGUUAUCGACCGUACUGCCGCUAUGGCUGUUGUGAAAUUAACAUUCCAGAUAAUUUGCCCUCCAUAAAUUUCACGGGCGGAGGUCUGUUUCACUUGCCCAAUGAAACCACGUUUGAAUUGCGCAAUGAAAGUGUUUCCGAGUGUGGCUUCUCCACCAUAAUGGACCCGUCGACCUUCACCAUCGUCGACAAUGGAACAAACCUCUUUUGGGGAGAUGGCAUCAAGGCUUCUUAUGGCCUCAACCUUAACUGGGGUAUUGGCCUUCAAAAUUGUUCCACGGCUAAAGCAACGCCCAAUUAUUCUUGUUCCAUGCAUGCAGAAUGCAACGACUCGCCUUCAGGAAAAGGGCACGUAUGCAAAUGUCUGCCCGGCUAUAAAGGAAAUGGUUACACCAAUGGCACUGAUUGCACGGAUAUAGAUGAAUGCCGUCAUAAAUCGUUGAAUAUGUGCGUUGGAGAGGAGAGAGGAGGAAUAUGUCAUAAUUUGGCAGGUUCCUACAACUGUUCAUGUGCAAAAGGAUAUGUGGGAGAUGGCUUUACAAAUGGGAAAGGAUGCACGGAUAUAAACGAAUGUAAUUAUAGAAGCCGGAGUAUGUGCGUUGCAGCAGAGCAAGGGGGAAUAUGCUCUAAUCUGGCAGGUUCCUACAACUGUUCAUGUGCAAAAGGAUUUGUGGGGGAUGGCUUUAUAAAUGGCACAAGAUGCAUGUCCACAAGUUCAAAUCGCCUUGCCUUUGCCGCAAUCAUAGGAUCCGUCUCUUCUUUUGUCCUCGUCUCCUUAGCAGCCUCUCUUCUGGUUUGGCGACUAAAGAAACGCCAUUUGAAACUUGUGGAAGCCAAGUAUUAUCAGCUGUUGCAGCAACACAUACAUUCUACAGUAGGGAGAGAGACCCUGAGAAUUUUCUCUGCCAAAGAAUUGGCAAGAGGUUCUAAUAAUUAUUCAAAUGACAUGGUGUUGGGAAGUGGUGGAUUUGGAACUGUGUUCAAAGGAAUUCUAUUAGAUGGUACUCUUGUGGCCAUUAAAAAGUCCAAUCAAGCUAUCAAUGUAGAGGAUGACCAUGAGUUUCUCAAUGAAGUUACAAUUCUUUCCCAAAUAAAUCACAGAAACAUAGUGAAAUUGUUAGGAUGCUGCAUCCAAGCUAAAUUCCCAUUGCUGGUAUCUGAAUUCGUUCCUAAUGGAACACUGUUUGAACAUUUACACUGCAAGGAGGGAUUUUUGUCUUGGGCUUCACGUCUGCAGAUUGCAAUUGAGACGGGGGAGGCUUUGGCAUAUCUACAUUCUGGAGCAGCUCAACCCAUUUUCCACCGAGAUGUAAAAUCGUCUAAUAUUCUGUUGAAUGAAAAAUUCUCUCCCAGAGUUGCAGACUUUGGGAUUUCUCGUCUCAUCUCCACUUCCAAUAACACACAUGUCACCACUAAUAAUAUAGUGGGAACAAGAGGUUACUUAGAUCCUGAGUACUUCCAAACGUAUCAACUCACCGAAAAAAGCGAUGUAUACAGCUUUGGUGUAGUCCUGGCUGAGCUUUUAACAGCUCUGAAACCCAUCUGUGUAGAAAGGGCCAGCCACGAGUGGAGUUUAUCUAGUCUUUUUCUGUCGAGACUCAGCCACAAUCACCUCACAAAAAUCUUAGAUAGCAAAGUAUUAGAGGAGGAAAAUCUGCAACAUAUGGAAGACGUGGCAAAGAUAGCAAGAGAAUGCCUUCAUUUAGAAAGGAGGAAGAGACCGUCAAUGAAAGAGGUGGUGGAGGAACUUAUUUGUGUAAGAGAUGGCACAAGAAAGACAAAAUUCCAUGACAGUGUGAAUUGUGAGGAUACAAUAUUUGAGCAGAGAAGCAUUUCCAGAGAAGCAUCACAAACUUCAAAAGAAUUCAGGAGUUACACUUUUCCAUCUACAGUGGAGAACACGUCGGAGGAGCCAUUCACUGCACUGAUUGAGAUGUCGACCCUGGCUGUGUGAUUCAGAAAAGUAAAUCAUCAGGCUUCAUCUUUAUAUUAGAAAAAUAUUUUAUUCGGUGUUAUAGAAACAAGGGCUGUAUUCCACCAUAUUUGGUACGACUUUUGUUUGGGGAUUGGUAAUGUAAGGUCCCUAAUCUGUGGUUGUAUGGAGCAGACGGACUAUGUAAAA
Molecule: messenger RNA, 2638 nt
Organism: Cryptomeria japonica (Japanese cedar)
Lineage: Eukaryota; Viridiplantae; Streptophyta; Pinopsida; Cupressales; Cupressaceae
Product: wall-associated receptor kinase 17-like
Exons: 4
Coding region: 17-2470 (817 amino acids)
Biological process (GO): cell surface receptor signaling pathway; protein phosphorylation
Cellular component (GO): plasma membrane
Molecular function (GO): polysaccharide binding; calcium ion binding; protein serine/threonine kinase activity
Source: RefSeq, a predicted model, not a curated record